Messenger RNA from Rosa chinensis, 550 nucleotides. RefSeq lists its product as uncharacterized. The record is from RefSeq and is a predicted model, not a curated record. The transcript has a single exon. Lineage: Eukaryota; Viridiplantae; Streptophyta; Magnoliopsida; Rosales; Rosaceae. The coding region runs from base 127 to 423 and encodes 98 amino acids.
UUUUUCCCCUCAGAGAAUCUCUUCACAUUAAAGAGAUAAACACCUCCCUCGAUCCCUGUCUCUCUGUCCUCUCUCUCUCUCUCUCUCUCCCUCUCUAAAAACCUUCACUCUCAUACUCUUCUACUCAUGGAGAUCCCAGAAAAGCUCCUCAAGUUCAAGUACCACUUUCUCUGUGCACUCAUUUUCUGCCUCACCCUUUACUCCCUAGCCCUCUUUGCGCCAAGAUUUCUAACCAUCCUGGCCUACUUUUGGCCUCUCUUCCUCUCCACUGCUCUCUUCCUCUUUGCCGUCGUCGUCUUCGGGAAGACCUCGUUACCGGGCACCGAUGCGCAUGCAGCUGACAAAGCCGGCGAAGGCCUCCUCGAUUAUGUAGCCGGCCAACCGGACCACACCGUCGUGGAAAGUUACCCUUCUGAAAUGUAAUGUAAUUUUUGUAGCUGUAAUUUCUAACUUGUGUUGUUCAACAUCGAUCCCUGUGAACUGUGAUCUCCGGGAAGAAUAAUAUCGCUAAUGGCAUAGGGUCCUUUUCAUUUUGACCUCCUCCUCUUAA